Messenger RNA from Zootoca vivipara (common lizard), 3116 nucleotides. Its product is annotated as E3 ubiquitin-protein ligase TRIM39-like. The record is from RefSeq and is a predicted model, not a curated record. Gene Ontology annotation, molecular function: protein binding; zinc ion binding. Lineage: Eukaryota; Metazoa; Chordata; Lepidosauria; Squamata; Lacertidae.
UUCUGCAAGCAAAGCCAUGGCUUCUGCGAACCCAGUCCAGUCCCUUCUCGACGCCCUCACUUGCUCCCUCUGCCUGAAGGAGUUCGUUGACCCAGUGAUGCUCAUCGGAUGCGGGCAUAACUUCUGCAAGGCUUGCAUCACUAAGCACUGGAAAGGCUCCUUUAGGAACGCCUGCUGCCCUCAGUGCAAGCGGUGUUUCAUGAAGGCCAAGCUGCAGCAAAACGGGCAGCUGAAGAACAUGGUGGAGGCAAGUCGGCAGCUCACCUGGCGAAGCCUGAAAGAGCCAGCCGCAUGCGAGAGCACCUCCUGCCCUUUGCACAAGGAGCCUCUGACACUUUUCUGCCAAAAGGACAGCAUCCUGAUCUGUGCGAAGUGCGAGGGUCAGCAUCGGGACCACACCAUCCUGUCCAUACAGAAGGCUAUUGAGGAGCGAAAGGAGCAAAUUCUGAGCAAGUUGAAGCUACAACAAGCUUCGGUUGAAAAGUUCAAAGAAGCUUCUGCAUGUGGUGGCCAAGACCUGCUGGAUAAAGCAAGCCUUGCACACCAGGCGUUAGUGACUGAGGUCGAAAACUUGUGCCAGUCUUUGAAGGAUCAAGCACAAUUCCUGGUGCUCUACCUGGAAGAACUGAAAAGCACAAUCUUAAAGAAGAAGGAGGAAGAAGACCGUGAAUAUACCAGGGAUGUAACUCAGCUCGAUGUCUUGACCAGUGCUGUAGAGAAGAUGUGCACUCAGCUAGGGGCUGAACUCCUGAAAGGGCCAUCCCCUCAAGUCAAUGCCUUGAUCAGUGAGGCAGAGAAGAUACAUAGUCACCGACGGGCUGAGUUCUGCAAGGAAUAUGACAUGAUCACCAACUGGAUUGGUGAAGACCAUUAUGAGGAAAACAGUACUGGGGAUCUGGAAAACAAAUGCUAUGAAAUCACUGAGCUAAAUACAACUUUGAAGAAGACGUUUCAGAAAUUCAAAGGUCAGAUGCCAACUGAGAUGUGGGAAGCCAGAAACAAACUCCUGAAAGAAUAUGAACAAGAAAGUGUGUACUUGGAUCGUGACACAGCACACACCUUGCUGGUCCUUUCCGAGGACCUGGGAAGUGCCUGGGAGUCGUACGAGUCGUUUGAGGAGAUGCCUUAUCACCCCAAGAGAUUUGAGAAACGUCAGUGUGUGCUGGGCUGCGACGGAUACACCUCAGGGAGAGUCUACUGGGAAGUUGAUGUGGAAAAGGCAAAAGAAUGGGGUGCUGGGGUGGCCAGGGAAUCCGUGGAGAGGAAGGGCCCUCUGUACUUUAACCCUGAUGACGGAAUCUGGGGAGUAGGCCUAGACAGAGUUGGGUCAGAGAAGGGGUACUGGGCUUUCACCCUUCAAGGGCCUAUUCCUUUGACCGUGCCAAAACCCCUCAAGAAGAUCCAGGUGUAUCUCGAUUACGAUAAAGGGGAGGUGUCAUUUUGCAACGCCACCGAUGCCGCAACCUUAAUCUUUACCUUCCCUCCGGCUGCGUUCAAAGGAGAAAAAAUCUAUCCCUGGUUCUGGGUUGGCAAGGGCCCCAUCAAAAUAUGCCAGUUAGAACCAGAAGAUAUUGAGUUGAAGCUGCUAGAGGCUGGGAUUAUUCAACCUUGGGAUUACUAUGAUUUCUGAGGAAUCUCCUCUUUGUAGGCAUUCCUUGGAUUUGCAACUCCUAAGCACUCUUCCUUCCCAUUGCAAUACGUUCCCCUCUAUCGGUUGGGGUCUGUGGCCACCUCCCUCCUUGCUUCCUCUACUUAAAUCACUCGGGUGGGAACCAUCACCUGUCACCUCAACGGCAUCAGGGCAUCUCCCUGUAUGGAAAUCUUAAGUACCGGUCAGGUGGUUAAGCACGUGACCCUGUUUCUUUUCGAGAGGCAGUCAGUUCAGAAGGGAAAGGCGCACAAACGAUUGCAGCAGUUGUACGUGUGGGGCUGUAGCCAACCUAGUGAUGCGCUGGGAUUUCUGCUUGUGCGAUGGAAUGUGAGAACUGCUCCCCUGCUCCCUCCAACCUAUUUUGGGGUCCUCCCAACCCUCUGCAGCAGUUUGGGGGAGGGGGGGAAGUCUCAUUGUGCAAGUAGAAAUUCUGGUGCUGGCGGGAUGCAUUGGCGAACACUUCCCUAAGCUUCAUGCAUAUCCAUGCAACGCUGGGUGUGGAAUAAAUCAGGACAUAUUUUUGGUGCGUGCCUGUGCGUGCCUUGUUUUUUUGGGGGGGAGGUGGAGUGGGGUGGAAUGCAAUGUGCAUUGCUUUAGUGAGGUGUCUCUCUAUCAAUACUGUUGCCAACCUGGAACCAUCCAGAUGUUUUAGACUACAAGUCUCAUUGGCCUCAGGCAGCAUGGCCACCUGGAGUUUAGAACAUCUGGAGGGCACAAGGUUGGCAGUGGCACAUGCACGCACACACACACACACACUCCACAUUCCCUAUGGUGCUGGAGUUUGGCACUGAAGUGGAGGGAAGGCACCGACAUCAAAAUAAGAAAUCCUUUACUCGUUCAGCCCCACACAAGUCUCCCUUGAGGCACUGUCAAAGAAAACAAUACUCUCUGGUUUUCUCUGUGCUGUGUUCUGUGCAAAACCCCUUUGCGGCAGAGUGUGCAAAAAUAUUGUGUUGCUUUGAAGUGCAUUGGGCUGAUAAAGCAGUGGAGGUUCUCUGUUCUGUUUCCCACUUUCGGUGUUAAUGUAACUUUCUCACUGUAAGAGGUGCGGCAGCUGAACAUACAUUUAAACUCCCUAUUAUCACUCACUGUAAUUUUCUCGUCUCAUUGCCAUCCAGCUCCCACCUAAUCAUUUUCUCAUAUAUACCUGCCAACUAUGAUUUCAUUUUCUGCAUCUAACAAAGUAGGCUGUAGUCCACAAAAGCUUAUGCCAUAAUAAAUUUGUUUUUGGGGUGCCAUAAUACUCUUUUUUUGUUGCCUUUUCUUGGGUUGUUUUUUUAACACCAACUUUAACUCUUAUUGUUAUUGUUAUUAUUAUUAUUUUACAUAUUGUACCCAGGGAUUUGCAUAGUUGUUUUUUUAAACUGAUGUUGUUGGUACCUUUUCGCUGUUUGGAAAGUUCCUGCAUCUAUGCUGCUGUUUCUUCAUGCUCUUUGGCUGUAUUAUAAUAAAAGUGAGAUGCUCA